UGCUUGAAAAAAAAUAAUUGCUUCUCUUUAUGGCCGUAGAAGGCACCUCCUGUGAAGAGAAGAAACAGGAAGAAUUUUCUUUUUACUGUCGUGUCAUGAACCUUUGUCUCUCCUUUGUAGAGAUCAGUACGUGAAAGUUCUAGUAGUGGAUAAGGAAGAAUUAGCGUCUUUGGGAAUGUACUUGACGUGCCCCUGCACCUGCCUCUUGAAGAAGAAAGAGAAGUUACACCAAGUCCUUUGCUUUUAGACAGAUGCCUCGAGCUCUGUCCACGUCUUGACUUCAUAUUGCAACUAGGUCAGCCAGACACCCGUGAAUCACUUCAGCUCUGAACCGGAAUCCUCUUCUGUCUUUGCUUUUGGGGGAAACACUAAUCGUUAUUCUUUUGAUUAUUUGCCUGCCAGAUUACCCGGUAUAAUAGCUCAGCGAUGUAUCUCGGAAAAUGGCCCUAAAAGGAGACUCUUCUUAGAAGCCUGCACGAAAGCUGAUUCUGUUUCCUGAAUGCAUCCCUCAGGUAACUGAAGACGGAAAACAGGCCUGGAAAGAAACCCUCGAAGGAGGAAGGGAUUUGCCUACAUUUGGCUCUGACUGGCUCCUGGCAGACACUUUGCAGUUUCUAUGAUCGGAUGCUGCGGCGCUCACUGGUUCAAAGGUCUACACAUGAAGUCACCAUAAAGAGGGUGGCUCCCGCAUCGUACGGACCUCAUCGCCGCGAGGUGAGGCUAAGAUGAGCAUAACCAGUGACGAGGUGAACUUCCUGGUGUAUCGCUAUCUCCAGGAGUCAGGUUUUUCCCACUCGGCGUUCACGUUCGGUAUCGAGAGCCACAUCAGCCAGUCCAACAUCAACGGGACGCUGGUGCCGCCGGCUGCCCUCAUCUCCAUCCUGCAGAAGGGACUGCAGUAUGUGGAGGCCGAGAUCAGCAUCAACGAGGAUGGCACGGUGUUCGACGGCCGCCCCAUAGAGUCCCUGUCCCUGAUCGACGCUGUGAUGCCGGACGUGGUGCAGACGCGGCAGCAGGCCUUCCGGGAGAAGCUCGCUCAGCAACAGCAGGCCAGUGCGGCGGCGGCGGCGGCGGCAGCGGCGGCCACGGCGGCCACGGCAGCCCCGGCGGCUGUGGCCCAGCAGCACCCACCAAAGAACGGCGAGGCCACGGUGAAUGGGGAGGAGAACGGAGCACACGCAAUAAAUAAUCAUUCGAAACCAAUGGAAAUAGACGGGGACGUUGAGAUUCCGCCCAACAAAGCCACAGUCCUUCGGGGCCACGAGUCCGAGGUGUUCAUUUGUGCCUGGAACCCCGUCAGUGAUCUCCUAGCUUCGGGAUCCGGUGACUCGACGGCAAGAAUAUGGAAUCUUAAUGAGAACAGCAAUGGGGGCUCCACACAGCUCGUGUUGAGGCACUGUAUACGAGAAGGAGGACAUGACGUCCCGAGUAAUAAAGACGUGACCUCACUGGACUGGAACAGCGAUGGGACGCUGUUGGCCACGGGUUCCUACGAUGGCUUUGCGAGAAUAUGGACCGAAGACGGCAACCUGGCCAGCACCUUAGGGCAACAUAAAGGCCCCAUCUUUGCCUUGAAAUGGAACAAAAAGGGGAAUUACAUCUUGAGUGCUGGUGUAGACAAAACAACCAUAAUUUGGGAUGCCCACACAGGAGAAGCCAAACAACAGUUUCCGUUUCAUUCCGCGCCCGCGCUCGACGUGGACUGGCAGAACAACACGACCUUCGCCUCGUGCAGCACUGACAUGUGUAUCCACGUCUGCAGACUCGGCUGUGACCGCCCCGUCAAAACCUUCCAGGGACACACCAAUGAGGUCAACGCCAUCAAAUGGGACCCUUCUGGAAUGCUGCUAGCAUCCUGCUCCGAUGACAUGACAUUAAAGAUCUGGAGUAUGAAGCAGGACACGUGUGUGCAUGACCUGCAGGCUCACAGCAAAGAGAUCUACACCAUAAAGUGGAGUCCCACCGGGCCAGCCACCAGCAACCCAAAUUCCAACAUCAUGCUCGCAAGUGCUUCAUUUGAUUCUACGGUUCGACUGUGGGACGUGGAGCGAGGCGUUUGCAUCCACACGCUCACCAAACAUCAGGAGCCUGUCUACAGUGUGGCUUUUAGCCCUGACGGGAAGUAUUUGGCCAGUGGCUCCUUUGACAAGUGUGUGCAUAUCUGGAAUACUCAGAGUGGCAGUCUGGUGCACAGCUACCGAGGCACUGGCGGCAUCUUCGAGGUGUGCUGGAAUGCCCGAGGGGACAAAGUGGGCGCCAGCGCGUCCGACGGCUCUGUGUGUGUUUUAGAUCUUCGGAAGUAAACACAAAAUAUUAGAGAAAAGAAUUCUAACGGACCAGCAGUGAAUGUGUGGGGUUGCAGACAUAGUUCUCUCCGCUCCAAAACUGUAUGAACUUGACUGGCAUUAGAGUGUACUUGGAAAUCAGCUCAUCCCUGGCCACGGGAAUCUCUAUUUUUUCGUAACCUUCAUCAAGAAGUUUAAAACAGAAACAUACACAGUCCUAUCAAAGGGGGAAAGAAUGGUUUCCACCCAGAACAUUCAGCCUGGGAAGCACAAAGCCACCAGUGAAACGGUGCACGGUUUGGUUUCCAUCCAGAACAGGCUCUGAUGGCUGAGAGGAGAAAAAAAAAAAAAAGGAGGAAAAAAAAAAAGGAAAAAAAAAGCUGUGCCAAAAAAAGGAAAAACGAGAAAAAUGCUGUGAUAAACCAAAAGGGGGGGAGGGGACUCUCCUCCACGUGGCGGGUUUGUUUUUUCCCUAACAAUUUGGACACUACAGUUCUCACAAAGGAUGUUCAAAGACCAGUUUGUACCGAUGAAAUGCGCAACUUUGUAAUCCCAACACUUUCUAUUUUCUAGAAUCUUCUUUGUCCGGUGGUUUUUCUAUUGGCUGGAAUCCUGUUGUCUGGGGGCCUUCAGUCUGAGAUGGAAACUGUUUUUGGUGUGUUGCUUCUUUCCUGUUGUCUGCCCCCGCCUCCCGCACCUUUCUCCUUCGUUCCGUGUGGUCUUGUCUACCCUCCGUAGAUGCAGCCUCAUGGACACCAUGACGAAAUCCUGGACGGACAGCUUUCGCGUCCCCUCCCCCAUCGCCCCUCGCUCACUCUCUCUCUGUCCGUUUCUCAUAGUUGCUUCGGAUCUUAGGUCUCAAAGGCACUUUUGGCACAUAAUAAGUGCUUUAUGUAAGCAGGCAGGGCAGGGGGACUUUUUACAGGAGAAAAUACUUAUAAGAGAGAGAGUCCGGAGUAUUUUUGGAAAAAAAAAUAUUUUUAUGUUAAAACAAUUUUAAAAUCCUAAAAUGGCCAUCAGACAUAGAGAGCUUUGUGUGAUUCAUAUUUUAAACAAAUUUUAGGAAGACACAGGCAGGGUCUGAGGUCGGCUUUUCCUUUCCCUUCAGCUUCAUGAAAGGUGGUUAGAAGUCUGGGUGGGGAAGGGUCGGUCCUGUGCAUUGGUCAUGGGAUUGCUCUGCAGCCAGAGCGUGAGGUCCCAGCGCGUUUUGGUUCGAAGAAGUGCAUUGCAUCUUGCAGGGUGUGUGUGCCCUCGUAGCCGGCGGGAGAGAGAGGAAGAACAGUGCCCUCUGACCCCAAGCAGCAUUCCCCAAACCAAAUGGUAUUGAAGAAGCCAUCACGACUGACGGCUGGGCUCGAUGUCCCCUCGACAUCUCGUUGACGGCACUAUACAUACCGGGGGUCGCGUCAUCGAGAGCAGGGUGACCCGUCCUUGCAACACUGACAUAAAAGGCUCCAGGAUCUCCCCUGGUCUCCCGAUGACAGAAAAGAACGGGGAAGGAAGAUGUUCAGUCCCGGAAGUGAAUUACAUAGGUAGAAAUGUCACUAAUAAUUUCUGCUGUCUUCAUAAUUUCUUUCUCUCGUAAGAGACUAGGAGAAAGAUUUCUUUUUUAAAUAAUGAAUCUUUUUACUGUUUUUAAAAAAUUAAACAUGGCUUUGUGUUCCUAGAGGAGUUUCCUUUCAUUGGAUCAGGUGACCUUUGUACUCUUGUUGUCAUAACCCGACACGACCUAGUUUUUAAAUGAGCCGUGGGGAAGGACUGAAAGCUGAGGCCUCCUGCCUCCUCUGUUUCCCAGCGGGCACAGGAAGGGAUGAGGAAGCUGGCCAGGCCCAGGCGGGGGUCCAGUCCUGGGCAGGUGUCAGCUGGGUCGUGUGUUCCAGCCAUGAGGCAGGACGUUAGUUAGUUAGAGGGUGGCAUCCAUCCAUGCAGCCAAAACCCAACGGGCAGGAGAAGGGCUUCCUACAGAACCUGGAAGGGCCGACCGGCUACAAAGACCAGAGUGUGCAUCCUUCUCAUCAUUAAUUGGCUUGGAUUUCAGAGUCAUUCAUAGCCGGUCUACACGAGACCCAAAAAGUGCUCUUCUGGACGACUCGGGUAUUUUAUUCAGGCUCUGUUUCCGAAGUGCUUCGGCCAGGGCUCAGAGUUCUGUGGAGUCGCCUCUCCCAUCUUUAAAGAUAGCAGAUAAGGAUUCAUUGCCUGGCCCCGAGACAUCAUCAGGCUUGCGAUGCAGUGUGUUGGGGGUCCAGACCAACACCAUCUGACUCCCUACCCCAAGUAAGGAUGUCCCCUCUACAGAGCAUACGUUGUCGAGGGGUGGCCCGUGGUCGGGACAUGGCUUGUGUGUGACAAGUCAAACACUGUUGGGUGGCCAUGGCGAGACAUCCUGUAAGGGGUUCAGCAGAUACUCUUCACAGGGAGGUGGGGAGCCCGGGCUUUAGCCCCCUGCCAACUCGGAGUCGCUUGGGAAUGGUCAGGUAGGAGCCAAGGGCUGCAAGGCCACGCGCAGCAGAGGCUUGACCCCUGUGCGCAGAGGGGAAGCCGGUGAGGACAAAGGCCUACGUCCGCUGCCUAGCUUCCCCGAGCAGCCCUUGCAGAGGAAGCUUCCCACCGGCCUGAGAGGGACCGACCAUGAGCGUGCGGGCAGCACCCCUUCCAUCUGUCCCCAGCACAACAACCACAAACCAUCGAGCCUCCCACAUUCGCCCUGCUGCCAGAAAGCUGGAAGAUUGAUCUCCGUCCUCGAGGGACGGCCCGUGGGUGAAGUUACUAUUUGUCCUUGUUCACAGCUCUGAGAAAUAGUGGGUAAAUGCUUAAGUCUGACCACACGGAACCUUGAUUCUGAAAUCUGAGUAACACGAUGAUCCUUCCCAGAACCUUCGGUUGGGUUUCAAGUGACCAAGACCGUGUCCCGCACGCCCAGCUGGCAGAGGGAUCCUGCCCCACGGCGGGGGAACCGAAAGGGCCAGACGUGACAGGGUGUCCACCCUCCGACCCCACACAACACCUAGGACUUGACGUUUGUUUUGUCUUUCUAAAAAUAGAUCACGGAGCCAAGUGAAGUGCACUUUGUCAAAUGUAAGGGUCUGCUUUGUUGUUACUUUUAACCUUCUGUUCACCUUUUUUUUUUUAAUCGUGUUUCUUGUCAAAUGCAGAAAUGUUCCUUCCGCCACUCACUGAAGUUUUGAAUUCUGGCUUCUGCAGUUUUUAUUGUCUGUGUCAGACGUACAGCCAGAUGUGGUCCUCUGUCUGCAUUUUCUAGAUUCUGUUCCAUCCACAUCGACCCCCGUUUUGUUCUCUCCACCCCCACUCACCCUCACGCUCUCUGAAAGAAUCACCUUCUGUGUCGUAGCUCAUUUGUUUCAAGAGAAAAUCAACAGAUCAUACUCAGUGUCUUGAAUAAAUUGCUCUAUUUUGAUAUUAGA
Molecule: messenger RNA, 5707 nt
Organism: Ailuropoda melanoleuca (giant panda)
Lineage: Eukaryota; Metazoa; Chordata; Mammalia; Carnivora; Ursidae
Gene: TBL1X
Product: transducin beta like 1 X-linked
Exons: 17
Coding region: 726-2303 (525 amino acids)
Biological process (GO): regulation of transcription by RNA polymerase II
Cellular component (GO): histone deacetylase complex
Molecular function (GO): protein binding; transcription corepressor activity
Source: RefSeq, a predicted model, not a curated record